AUGCUAACACUGGGUGAGAUCGACUUGACUACACCUCAAGACUUCAAUUUCCCAACAAUUCACGAGAUGACAGAGGGAACACACACACUACCAGACGGCCUUGAGCUGUAUACCAAAACAUGGGAGACCAGCGGAUCUCCACGUGCCAUCUUGGCCUUUAUUCAUGGCUUCAGUGAUCACUGCAAUGCCUACUACGACAUGUUCCCAAACCUGGCGGAAGCAGGAAUUGAGGUCAGGUCUUUUGAUCAGAGAGGCUGGGGCCGCGAGGUCAAGAAAUCCAGCGACAAGGGCAACACAGGCCCAACACACAAAGUCCUCUCAGACAUGCACUCCUUCUUACUCUCCCUCCCAUCAGAGUCUACUACCCCCAUCUUCCUAAUGGGCCACAGCAUGGGCGGCGGACAAACCCUCAACUACAUCCUCCACCCAGAGUCUCCCUAUAACGAAGACUCCAACCGGCCCAAGCUAAGUGGAGUCAUGCUCUACUCCCCACUAAUCGCCAUUGACCCGUCCUCCCGCCCGUCAAAGUUCACUGUCGCUGCCGGGCGUCUUGUUGCCAAGAUUUUCCCGCAUAAGCAGCGGUAUUCCCCGCUUGACCCGAAACUGCUGACUCGGGUUGAGUCUGUUAUUGAGGAUAUCAUUGCUGAUCAGUUGUGUCAUGAUACCGGCACGUUUGAGGGACUGGCUGGUAUGUUGGAUCGGGGAUUGUGGCUGGAGGCGAUGUUUGAGACGGAGGCAUCGUCUGGGAAAUGGGUUGAGAGUUCGUUGCCUUUCUGGUUUGGUCAUGGCAAUGAGGAUCGUGUUACUAGUUACCCUGCUAGCAAGGCAUUUGCUGGGGAGAUGAAGAAGCGCGGGAAGGAUGUUACUUUUGUUACUUAUGACGGAGCUUAUCAUCGGUUGCAUUCUGAAUUGCCUGAGACUACGACGAAGUUUGUUGCUGAUGUUAGGGAUUGGAUUUUGGCCAAGGCGGAUGGCGUCUCUGCUCAGGAUGAGGGGUCCGGUGUUCAGAGUGAGGAUGCUGUUGUGGCCGAUAAGGCGAAGCUGUGA
Molecule: messenger RNA, 1047 nt
Organism: Penicillium canescens
Lineage: Eukaryota; Fungi; Ascomycota; Eurotiomycetes; Eurotiales; Aspergillaceae
Exons: 4
Coding region: 1-1047 (348 amino acids)
Cellular component (GO): membrane
Molecular function (GO): lipase activity
Source: RefSeq, a predicted model, not a curated record